GCGCUGAAGGCGGCCAACAUACCCAAGAAUCUGAAGGGCAAGGGCGACAUCCCCAUGAACCCCCGCCACAUGCAGCAGACCAUGCAGCGCAUGGCCGGCGCGCUGCCGCCUCAGCUGCUCAAGCAGAUGGGUGGCGCCUCGGGGCUGGCGCAGCUCAUGAAGAGCAUGGAGCAGAUGCAGGGCGGCGGGCCGCCGGGCGGCGGCGGGGGCGGCGGCGGCAAGGGGCGCAAGUGA
Messenger RNA from Monoraphidium neglectum, 234 nucleotides. RefSeq lists its product as hypothetical. The transcript has a single exon. The annotation marks the transcript as partial. The record is from RefSeq and is a predicted model, not a curated record. Lineage: Eukaryota; Viridiplantae; Chlorophyta; Chlorophyceae; Sphaeropleales; Selenastraceae.